Messenger RNA from Penicillium waksmanii, 3918 nucleotides. RefSeq lists its product as uncharacterized. The coding region runs from base 1 to 3918 and encodes 1305 amino acids. The transcript has a single exon. The record is from RefSeq and is a predicted model, not a curated record. Gene Ontology annotation, cellular component: fungal-type vacuole; membrane. Gene Ontology annotation, molecular function: ATP hydrolysis activity; ATP binding; ABC-type peptide transporter activity. Gene Ontology annotation, biological process: transmembrane transport. Lineage: Eukaryota; Fungi; Ascomycota; Eurotiomycetes; Eurotiales; Aspergillaceae.
AUGCCCUUUCGAACAAGCUCGACCCCAAUUUUCGAAAUUAGCGCAGUCGGUCAGACCCCAAACAGUGACUUCCGUAGUCCAGAAGAUAACCUUCGACUAUGGCAGUUUCUUACUGUUUCGUGGAUGCAGCCGUUGAUCUCCCUCGGGCGCAACAGGCAAUUACAUGAACGCGAUGUCUGGCUACUUGGAUUCGAAUUUCAACAUCGCCUUCUCCAUGAGAAAUUUCGUCGGCUCAAGGGAUCUGUGCUUGCUCGGACCCUGAGGGCGAAUGGCCUGGAUGUUUUUGUCAUUUCAACUAUUGCCAUUGUGCAGAUGCUCUGUGAUUUCUCAACCCCCGUGCUCCUGCAGCAGCUCUUGAAAUCGAUGCAGGAUCCGACAAAGCCCAAAAGAGUACCAUUGACCUAUGCAUUUUUGUCGUUGGUGCUACGACUUGUUGCUGCACAAUCUCAAGUAUUGAAUUUGUGGUACGGUCGGCGGUGCUACGAGAGGUCAAGAGGCGAAAUGGUUAUGAUGGUUUAUGAAAAGGCACUGUCACGAAAGAAUAUCCUCGGCACUCACGAAAAGGCAGGGGAAGUGCUGAAUGAAGAAAAUGACACUGUCAAUGGGGAUGCGGCAACUCAUGGGGCUGAGUCUUCCCCGGGCAAGCCUGGACUCUGGCAUCGUCUUAUUUCUGGAAAAUCUAAGCCGAAGCUGAACAAGACCAAAGAAGCUGCAUCCUUGGGAAAGAUUUUCAAUCUUCUCCGAGGUGAUGUUUAUGACGUAGCCCAGAGAUACUGGGAGAUUGACAGUCUAAUUGAUAAGCCUCUGGGCUUGAUCAUAGCCGUGGUCCUGGUUUGGACGCUAUUUGGUCCAUCUUGCUUCUUGGGUAUACUGUCUGUCUUGGCUGCUCAAGCAGCAAAUGCCGUUGUUACCAGAAUAUUGCUUCGCUAUGAACGCAUCAAACGAGCCGCGACAGACGUUCGCUUGCAAAUUACCUCGCAGUUUGUGGAAGCAAUCCGUCAUCUCCGGUGGUACGGGUGGCAAGAUCAUUGGCUUCGGCAAGUUAUGGAUGCUCGACAGCAUGAGCUGAACGUGCGAAUUAUUACAGGCUUAUGGAACAUCUUGAUCACCUUCAUCAAUACAUUCGCGAGUGGUGUUUUCCCCGUUCUGGCACUAUACUCCUACACCGUCCUAGCCGGCCAUGAAUUGAGGAUCGAUAUCAUAUUCCCUGCCUUACAGCUGUUCUCCAUGCUCGAAGUCCGUCUACGCGAGAUUCCAAGUUUGAUCACUACUCUGAUCAAUGCUUCAAUUGCCUUGGGCCGUAUCGAGGACUUCAUGGCAGAGCCAGACAAAAUACAGAAUCCCGCAGAUAGUUCAACCGAGCACAUUCCAUUCCACCUAGAUUCUUGCACAUAUGCCUGGCCUGGGAAACUAACACCUGUGCUAAAGGAAGUCAGUGUGACCAUCCCAAAGGGUCUCACCGUCAUCAGCGGCAAGGUAGGCGCAGGGAAAACCGCCUUCCUACAGUCGCUUCUAGGGGAGCUUGAUCAGUUUUCAGGAACCUCUCGUAUUCCAAACGAAAUGGUCGGCUACUGCGCCCAGACACCGUGGUUGCAAAGCAUGAGUAUUCGCGAUAACAUUCUGUUCUCUUCGCCAUACCAAGAGCAGCGCUACAAGAAGACACUCGAAGCCUGCGCUCUCCUACCCGAUCUCUCUCGAUUUAAACAUGGAGAUCUGACUUUUAUUGGCGAAAAUGGCAUUGGUCUCUCUGGGGGCCAGAAAGCGCGUGUCGCUCUAGCUCGGGCAGUGUACAGUGUCUCGAACGUGCUACUACUAGAUGAUCCUUUAUCUGCGCUUGAUCACAACACGGCCGAAUUUGUCGCUCGUAAAUGUUUGGCUGGACCAUUGGUUCAAGACCGUACUGUGGUCUUAGUGACACAUCGUAUGGCACUUGUUUGGGGUAUUGCUGGGCAAAUAGUCAAUAUCGUUGAUGGACACGCCACUGUUUAUGACAAGAGCGCAAUUGAAGCGUCUACUAAUAAUACUGGGGCCGAGACAUCACCAAUCGACCAGUCAGAAUCGGACCUUGAACAGGAUGGCUCCAGUGAACAGGAAGCUAGUGCAGUUCCGGACAAGUUCAUUGAGGAAGAGCAUCGUGCCGAAUGGGGCGUCAAAGCUCGAGUUUACUGGAGCUAUAUCCGAGCCGGAAAAUAUCGGUGGUGGCUUUCCUUGGUUCUUGUUCUGACUGUUUAUCGACUGGCUGCUGUGGGGCAGUCAUGGUUCCUCAAGGGAUGGGGUGAAGCCUACAACCAGAUACCUUUGACUCUCAAUGAGUUCUUUGCCUGGGGUAAACCUCCCCCGCUUGGAGACGCCUUCCUCGCAUCAGCAUCUUACGUGGAUUCUCAUUUUAUCUCGCGGAAUCCCAUGGAUCGAUUGCCCCCUCCAAGUGACGAUGUUCGUCCGUGGCUUUGGGCUUUCUUCUGCAUCGUCUCCUUCCAGGCAGCGACCCUUCUUGUUUCCCAAAGCUUGAUGUUGGUAAUCGUUUAUUGUGCUGGCAAGACAUUAUUCCGACAAGUUAUGACACGGGUCAGUCAUGCGACCUUCAGAUUCUUCGAUGUCACCCCCGUGGGCCGGCUGAUGAACCGUCUCACGUCUGAUAUUGGUGUUGUUGACGGUAACAUCAGCUCACAAUUCCAAACCAUUGCUUUCUAUGCCAUCACCUGGAUUUCAUCGAUUCUAGUCAUUGCAACGGCUACUCCAGCUUUCCUCGCAUUCUCGUUACUGCUCACUGUGGUGUUUAUUUUGGUUUUUCUGCGCUUCCUCCCGACAUCUCAGAGCUUGCGGCGACUCGAAAUGGUAUCACUCACUCCGCUGCUGUCCAAUUUCGGAGAGCUACUCCAUGGACUGACCACCGUCCGUGCAUUUCGAGCCGAAGAACGCUUCCAGGACCGAGUCAUAACGGUAGUUGACAAGUUCCAAGGCAUGGAUCACUUCUACUGGUCUUUGCAGGCCUGGCUUAUGUACCGCUUCGAGAAUCUUUCUGCAUUGUCAACUUUCGGACUAACAGUUUUGGCUCUCUACACCGACACGACACCCGGCCUUGUCGCUUUCGUGUUAAUUGCUGCAAAUUCCUUCGUGCAAUCUACACACGGCCUUUGCAAGCAAUAUGGUCAGCUACAGAUGGAUUUUGUUUCGGUCGAACGAGUCGAUGAGCUGCUUCACGUUGAGGAGGAAUCCACAGGGAAAAUUGAGCCUCCUGCGGCAUGGCCCACCUAUGGCAGCGACGUUGUCUUUGAGAAUGCUACUAUGCGCUAUGCGCCUCAUCUUGACCCUUCACUGAGAGACAUCACACUCUGUAUUCCUGGUGGGUCCACCACAGCUAUUAUCGGCCGCACCGGCAGCGGCAAGUCAACGUUGGCAGUAUCGUUGCUCAGUGUCAUCCGACCAGAGUCCGGUCGGAUCUUGAUCGACAAUAUCAACAUUGCGGAUGUCAGCACUCAAGCUCUACGCACUCGCGUCACAUUUGUUGCGCAGGACCCUGUUCUUUUCCCGGGGAGUAUUCGCCUCAAUCUCGAUCCGACCAAUGACUUUUCCGAUUGCCAAUGCGCAGAAGUCCUGGACCGGCUUUGUGGUCGACAUGGCUGGAACCUUGAAACGCAUAUUGAAGCCGGGGGAAAGAACCUCAGUCAGGGUCAACGACAGCUUAUCGCGCUCACCCGGGCUGUUCUCCGACGCAGCGCUGUUGUGAUUCUUGAUGAGGCGACCGCAUCGAUCGAUCAUGAAACGUCGCUCGAAAUCCAGCAGAUUGUCCGUGAAGAGCUGGAGCUGUCGACGGUUAUCACGAUCGCGCAUCGGGUCGAGGCUGUCAAGGAUGCAGAAUACUUUGUCGAACUGGAGCAGGGGCGAGUACUUCGAGAAGGGCGCGUUGGGGAGUUGUAG